AUGAUUCAAAAUCAGCAAAAAGAGAGGACGAAGAAUCUGUCUUCAAUUGCCGACGACGUUCUUCAACGAUGUGCCCUGAAACUAAAGACAUCCGUGAGCGUAUUGGUCAAAGAUUUUGAUGGCAAAUGGAAAGGGGAGAAGAAACAAUACUCGAGGAAAUUAGUUGAAUAUUGCUCCUCGAAAGCGCUGUAUGAAAUAUGCAAAGACAUGGAACAAACGAUUAGGGAAGGAACCUUUAGUCGGUUGAGCUUUGAUAUGAUGCUUGCUUGGGAGAAGCCUACCUGCGCUGAUGAACAAGCUCAAGUGGAAUGUAUGGCAAAGGAGAAAGAAGAAGUGAAGAAACCCGCAAAAGAGAAAGAAGAUAAAAAGAAACCUGCAAAUUCAUCUAACAAACAAGAUGACAUUCCUCUCUUCUAUUCAGACAUCAUGCCACUCCUUGUUAAUAAUGCACCAAAUGUUGGAGAAGAUGCAUUUGUGUGGUUGGGAUCAUUAGUUCCUUUGGUGGCUGAUUUCAUUAAUGGGAAGUUUACUUUCGAGACACUAACAUCAAGUACACAAAAUCGUCUUCAUUAUCCUGCUUACGACAAAUUUCUUCAAGAAAUUGCCAAAUGUGUACAACAUUUACAAAAGCAAGCAACACCAAGGAACGUGGAAAUGGCAGAUGAUGAGUUCAUUCUACACGUUGAAGGAACCGCCACUUCACAAAGAGUAAUACGCCAUAUCGGGAAACAAAGUUGGCCUGGUAGGCUUACAUUAACCAAUUAUGCACUCUACUUUGAGGCCUCGGGGUCAAUGACAUAUGAAGAUGCAUUCAAGCUCGACUUGUCAAAGGACAUUGACCACUCGAUAAAACCAGCAGCCACAGGCCCUUUUGGUGCUCCUCUUUUUGACAAAGCCAUUGUUUAUGAGUCUGCUGAGCUGGAAGAUGGUUUUCAAAUCGAGUUCCCGGAACUAACAAGUUGCACACGACGCGACCAUUGGCUAGCUCUGGUGAACGAAAUCAUGCUCCUACACAAAUUUCUAUCUAAAUUCAAAGUGGAAUCCCCCUUAGAAGCAUGGGAGAUGCACGCAAGAACAAUAUUAGGCAUAAUCCGACUCCACGCAGCAAGAGAAAUGCUCAGAAUCUCUCCCCCAAAUCCCAAAAAUUUCCUAAUCUUUGCAUUAUUUGACGAAUUACCUACAGGAAGCAAUGUGCUACACGAGCUCGCUGAAAGCUUAAAAUCUGUAAAAAGUGGACACCCGUGUAGUGCGAGUUCAAUAUUACGGAAUUUAAACGUCUCCGCUUGUAUUCCAUGUGCAGAAGCGGAUAUAUCGGUUGAACAAUCUGAUAAAAAUGUAAAUAAUCAACCUGACAAUUUAUUGUCGUUGGAGACUGCUGUUGAGCAAGUUAGAGAAGAGGCGAAAGAGAUUAAUUCGGCUAAAGCUACUGCCGAUGAGCUGAAAGAAGACGGAAUUGGCGACAGUGCUCUUGUAUUGAUGGAGCUUAUGAAGCCAUUAAAAAAUGCAUUACCAUGGUUUCAAGAAGUCAUUGAGUGGAAAAAUCCUACAACCACCGCUACAGUGAUGAGCACUUCGCUACUUGUUGUAUACAAAGAGUGGGUUGGGAAGGCAAUAGCAGCAUUCUUAUUGUGGUUAGUUUCAAAGAUGAUUUGGGCAAGAAAAUACGAAGUGGGAAAGCAAACAAAAUUUGUUGUUUGCAAUAAUAACGACCAAACAGCGGUGGAUAGCAUAGUGGCAGCUCAACAUGGAAUUAAUACUAUUUACAAUAUUUUGCAGUCUGUAAAUGUUUCACUGCUGAAAAUAAGAUCAAUAUGGCUCGCGAAUGCACCCAAGCACACAAACACGAUGAUUGUUGUCAUGAUUGGAUGUGCGGUCAUAUUGCUGGUUAUACCUCUCAAAUAUAUCAUCAUGUCGGCCCUGCUAUCGACAUUUGCAGUGAAAUUGAACCCGGGUGAUCGGAGGGAUAAGAAAAAUAUAAUGGGAAACCAACGGUUAAAAGGAUGGUGGGAUUCUAUUCCUGUUAGUCCAGUUGAAGUUGUUCAAAAAGCAGGAGAAAGUCCUAAAGAAUCAGGGCUAAAGAAGGAGUAA
Molecule: messenger RNA, 2088 nt
Organism: Lactuca virosa
Lineage: Eukaryota; Viridiplantae; Streptophyta; Magnoliopsida; Asterales; Asteraceae
Source: the annotation of a GenBank genome assembly